Messenger RNA from Fusarium tjaetaba, 660 nucleotides. RefSeq lists its product as uncharacterized. The record is from RefSeq and is a predicted model, not a curated record. The transcript has a single exon. Bases 1 to 660 code for a protein of 219 amino acids. Lineage: Eukaryota; Fungi; Ascomycota; Sordariomycetes; Hypocreales; Nectriaceae.
AUGUCUUCUGCUCUCGUCACCUCUCUCCCCAUCUUCGCCGAUGCCGGCUCGUCCCAGACUCUCGUUGCUGAAGUCCUUGGUGCAGAUGCGGAUCAUACAACAUACGUUCUGAACUGCCCCUACGUUGACCCCGAGAGCGAAGAGGCCCAUACCAUGGACUGCGGCGUAUACAACAACACUUACAUCAUCGGACCGUACAUGAGCAAGACUCUCCCUCCCGGCGCUGCUAGCACAGGCGACUUUGAUCUCUUCGUCACCAUGCCCGGCGACGCAGAAGAUGACUGGAAGUUCUCCAUCCACUGCGAGAUGUCGCGCACCGUCGCUACGAAGUGCACCACUAUCAAUAUCGGCGGCAACGACGAUGGGCAUCCUACCGCUACUCUGACCAACACUGAUGAUCUGGAGGAAUACGGGUUUAGAACAUUCGAUUAUGGUGCUGUUUCUAUCACUGCCGGCCAGGAACUGCUUGACGCUAAACACGCGAGCGCCACUGCGACUGCUAGCGACGCCACCAAGACCAAGGCUUCGGGAAGCGAUGCAAGUGGAUCUGAGACUUCUGGUGUAGCAACACCCACUAACACAUCUGGUGCUUCGUCGUCCUUCACGCGUGCGUUUGGUGUUCUGUCUCUGGCUGGUGUCGCUGCCGCCCUCGUCAUGUGA